This is a messenger RNA of Sinocyclocheilus rhinocerous, 1061 nucleotides long. Its product is annotated as vacuolar protein-sorting-associated protein 25-like. NCBI's taxonomy places the organism in Eukaryota, Metazoa, Chordata, Actinopteri, Cypriniformes, Cyprinidae. The record is from RefSeq and is a predicted model, not a curated record. The transcript is spliced from 6 exons. The coding region runs from base 1 to 483 and encodes 160 amino acids. Gene Ontology annotation, molecular function: structural molecule activity; protein homodimerization activity. Gene Ontology annotation, cellular component: ESCRT II complex. Gene Ontology annotation, biological process: protein transport to vacuole involved in ubiquitin-dependent protein catabolic process via the multivesicular body sorting pathway.
AUGACACUGCAGCCCAAUGUUGACACGAGGCAGAAGCAGCUGGCGGCCUGGUGUUCUCUCGUUCUGUCCUUCUGCAGACAGAGCAAGCUCUUCACGCUGGACGUGCUGGAGGCGCAGGAGAGCGCCGUGUUCAACAACAACAGAAUACACAGAAAACUUUCUGUUGAAGCCAUACAAGUAGUUUUUGAGGAACUGAGGAAAACAGGAAACCUGGAAUGGUUGGAUAAGAAUAAAUCCCGAUGUCUUAUAAUGUGGAGGAGGCCAGAGGAGUGGGGCAAACUCAUUCAUCAGUGGGUUUCCAAAAAUGGCAUGGUCAACUCAGUGUUUACUCUUUAUGAACUCUCUAAUGGAGAUGACACAGAAAAGGAAGAGUUUCAUGGCCUGGAGGACUGGAUGCUGCUGCGUUCACUGCAGGCGCUGCAGGCUGAUGGGAAGGCAGAAAUUAUCUCUAUGGAUGAUGGAAAAGGUGUCAAGUUCUUUUGAAUCAGGCUUUCUGAAGUCAGACUUUGGGGAGUGUUGGGUUUCUAUCAGCCCGGCAUCGCCUCAGUUUUCUCCACUUGGGAUCUUUUACUUGCACUCCGCUACGAAAUCAAGUGGUUAUUUGGCACACAUGAGCCCGAACUAAAUUAAAGGGUCGGUCUUGUUGGAACAAGUUUAAAUCGGUGGUUUUACACCUGACAUUUGAGCCGAAUAAAGUCGUUCCUAACCAUUAAGCGAACAAAGCGACCAAAACUAAGGAAUAUCAGUAUCUUAAUGCAGACCCAGACUAAAUGUGUUUUUGUGUACAUAUGUUUUUGUUCCGCUCCUUUUAUUGCUGUAAAUCCCGAAGGACUCUCGUUCUACUUGAAUAUUAGUUCUGUGUAGAACCACAAAGCUAAAAACCGUCUUCUGAUCUCAGACACGCUUCGUGUUCUCGAGUAAACUUCUGCGGAAUUCAUAUCAACAUUUUGCUGAAAUCUGGCAGCAUUCACUCCUUCCCCGGCUGUCACUGUUCUUCUCACCUUUUAUACCGAUGUAAUACUGUACAAAUAAACGAGGGAGACGUUUUCAGUUCUCUCAAC